Siniperca chuatsi (mandarin fish) is the source of this 4444-nucleotide messenger RNA. RefSeq names its product suppressor of tumorigenicity 14 protein (gene st14). Gene Ontology annotation, molecular function: protein binding; serine-type endopeptidase activity. The record is from RefSeq and is a predicted model, not a curated record. Bases 226 to 2751 code for a protein of 841 amino acids. The transcript is spliced from 19 exons. Gene Ontology annotation, biological process: acrosome reaction; proteolysis. Lineage: Eukaryota; Metazoa; Chordata; Actinopteri; Centrarchiformes; Sinipercidae.
ACAAUGCAGCUGCGGCAGGUAUUUAGGGCGUGGCCUAUAGCAUAGGUGUGUGCGAGGAAGAGCUAGUUUCAGGUGCUUCAGCGUUCACAGCUCGCGACGACACAGGAGAAGCCACUGACACGACUGCACAUGUAGUUUUUUUUUAUUUAUAACUUUGCAGCACUCUUGUGAAGGGCAACAUAGUAACGAGGUACAAACAGACUUCAGUUGGAGCGUUUUUGGAAGAUGCAUUCCGCCAGAUAUGAAUACGACAGCCGUAAUGGCAAUCAUGAGCGGAUUGACUUCCUAACCAGCAAAGAGAAGGUGCCAUCAAAGCGGAAGGUCGGCAUCUUGAUCGGGGUUCUUGUGGCACUUCUCAUCCUUGCAGCUGUUGCAGCGUUCCUCGUUUGGCUGUUUGUCUUUAAAGAUGCCGAUUCAGAAACCAGCCUUAGUAAGCAGCUCAGCCCAUCAGUCCGGGUCUUCAGUGGGCAAAUGAAGUUGGUUGAUAUACCGUAUGACCAGAAUCUAGAGGAUACCGACAGCAACGCAUUCGAGGAUUUGGCGGUCAACCUGCAGGCAAUUCUGGAGGAAAGCUACAAGAAAGAUCCAUUACUCGCAAAAUACUACACUACGUCUGUGGUCACUGCAUUCAGUGAGGGUGUGACAGCCUACUAUUGGUCCCAGUUUGAUAUUCCGGUCGAAAACCUGGAGAUUGUGCCGAGGUUCUCAGAGGAGCGAGUGUUGCAGACUCUGGAGAAUAGCAUUAAGGAGCAGCGCAGCGUGCUGAACCACAAGAAUAUCAAGAUCAGUAAAAUCACUGCCUCAGCCACAGAUUCUCGCAUGGCCAGGAACCCCAGAGCCAAUGAGUGUUUCUACCGUCUGGAGGCUGAAGAAACAGUGAAGACAUUUUCAUCACCAGGGUACCCCACAGGCUACCCCCCCACGUCUCGGUGUCAGUGGCAAAUCCGAGCUUCACAGGACAAUGCAAUAUCUGUCAGUUUCCCUUUUUUCCACAUCGAGGAUGACUGCCAUGAUGACUUUGUCUUCAUCUAUGACUCUUUGAGUCCAGAUGAUUCUCAGGCCAUCACAGAGAAGUGUGGUCAGAGGCCCCCCUCCAACCCUCUGGAGGUGGUGUCAUCCGGCAACAUCAUGCUGAUUAACUUGAUUACUGACAGUGAUGUCCAGAGGCCUGGCUUCGAGGCCAAAUACAGCUCCAUCCCCAUUUCUAAAGGGAAAACCUGUGGUGGCGUCCUCUCUGAAAGCAAAGGAGUCUUCACCUCCCCACUUCACCCCAGCUUCUAUCCUCCUUCUGUGGACUGCAAGUGGACCAUCAAGGUCUCUACUGAGAUGAAGGUGCGGGUGAAGUUCACCAUGUUCCGCAUGAAAGAGCCUGGGGUGGACACCCGUGUGUGUCACAAAGACUAUGUGGAGAUUGCGGGCACCAAGUAUUGCGGAGAAAUGUCCUCUUUGGCUCUGACCAGUGAUACCAACAGCCUAGAUGUGAGCUUCCACUCUGAUAAGUCCUACACUGACAAAGGGUUCAGAGCCGAGUACAGUGCCUACGAUCCCGCAGACCCUUGCCCCAACAGGUUCGCCUGCAACUCUGGCAUCUGCAUCGCUAAAGAACUGAAAUGUGAUGGCUGGAACGACUGUGGUGAUAUGAGCGAUGAGUUGAAGUGCCAGUGUGAGAAGGACCAGUUUUCUUGUGGGAAUGGUUUGUGCAAACCGAGACUUUGGGUGUGUGAUCGCAACAACGACUGCGGAGACGGGAGCGAUGAGAAACAAUGCAGUUGUGAGGAGAAUGAGUGGCGCUGUGGUAACGGGGUUUGUCUGCCUCAGGAGGUUGUGUGUGACAGUAAGAAGGACUGUGAAGAUGGAAGUGACGAGGCCUCUUGUAAAACAUCUCCGGGUAUCUGCUCUGACUUCAGCUUCAAGUGUAAGAACAAAGAAUGUGUCAACAAGGUGAAUGCCGAAUGUGACCGUGUCGACGACUGCUCUGAUAGCUCAGACGAGGCCAGCUGUGAUUGUGGCACCAGGCCCUAUAAGCUGAACCGCAUCGUAGGAGGGCAGAAUGCUGAGCUGGGGGAGUGGCCAUGGCAGGUCAGCCUUCACUUCCAGACCAAUGGCCACGUUUGUGGUGCCUCAAUCAUAUCUGACAGGUGGCUCCUUUCGGCCUCCCACUGUUUUGUCACCAGCGACCUAGCGAACCGUGUUGCAUCCAACUGGCAAACCUACAGUGGCAUGCAGGACCAGUACAAGCAGGAUGGCGUACAGCUCCGCCUAUUGAAGAGGAUCAUCUCCCACCCGGAUUACAACCAGAUGACCUUUGACUAUGACAUUGCACUGCUGGAGCUCAGCGCGCCGCUGGAGUUCACCAACACCAUCCAACCCAUCUGCCUACCCGCUUCCUCCCACGUCUUCCCUGCAGGCAUGUCCUGCUGGGUCACAGGCUGGGGCGUGCUCAGAGAAGGAGGUCGAAAGGCACAGCUGCUGCAGAAGGCAUCCGUGAAAAUCAUCAACGACACGGUGUGUAACAUGGUCACUGAGGGCCAAGUCACCUCCAGGAUGCUCUGCAGUGGAUUCUUGGCCGGAGGAGUUGACGCAUGCCAGGGAGACUCCGGAGGCCCCCUGGUGUGUUUCGAGGAGAGUGGUAAGUGGUUCCAGGCUGGCAUCGUGAGCUGGGGUGAGGGCUGUGCUCGUCGGAACAAGCCCGGUGUCUACUCGCGUGUCACCAAGCUGAGAGAGUGGAUCAGGAAGGAGACAGGGAUUUGAUGAUGAUGAUGUGAGGCAAAGGGAGGGAUGCAGAGUGGGGAACAACGUCAAUGUGCUAAAAAUAAUGGAGAUGGAACAUUUGAGUCUGAUUCAGGACAAGUCUCUCCAAGAUUUAUUCAUUUAGCAGCAGACUGAGGAUACUGCUGUAUGGACCCAGCUACUCACAUGAAUGACUUAAAGCACUUCAUUUGGUUGCUAACCCUCUUUUUCCCCACUCCUCUCUCACACACACUCACACUCAAACACACACAUACACACUUACUUACUUAGACAUAAACCACAUCAACUCAUAUUUUGUAUAGUUUUUAAAGGCGUAAAUCAGCUCAGUGUCUUUUACCCCCAUCAAUAUUGUCAUGUUUUGCUGGUGAAUAUACCCUGUGUACAAAUAAUGAAAUAUGCAUAUUCUGGAAAUUAUUUUACCAAUAUUUGCCCAAUGUUACAUUUUAUGAUGGAUGCAGAAUAUUAACACUUUACACCAUUUUUCCUGUGUGUGUGUUUCUGAAUACAAUAUCCCUUAGUAAUGUGUAUUUCUAAACAUGUGAGAUGCCUUCAUCCUCUUGGGAUGAAUGUCACACUUCACCAGUGGGCUCAUGCUGUAGAUAGAUAUAAAUUUGGGGUUUUAUUUAUAAAGUAUCUUAAAGGACCAAACCACUAUUUUUAGCAGAUUUGCUACAAAACACUCUCACAUUACUGCUGACCAUUUUCCAUAGCAUAGAUUUUUAGAAUGAUUUUUUUUUUAACUACCAGACAGCCAUUAGUCUCAGUUUUUAUCACUAAAGUAUAAACAUCAACUUGUAGAGACAUCUGCAUCAUCAUGUGAUAACAGAAGUUAAGACAAAAACAAAAGAAUGAGAAAAGAAAAAAGACUGAAUAUGCAGGGGCAUUUUCAUAUCAUACUAGAAUGAAAACCAGAAGCUGCCUGGGAGGUAAAAAAAAAAAAAAAAUGCAUCAAUCAAUCUAAAAGCCCACAGUUUGCUUUGGGAAAAUGGCCAGCAGUAAUGUUAAGUAUACCAGAUUUGUUGUCGGUGGGCUAAAACAGGCACCAACACUAACAUGGUGCGUGAAGACUGUUGAUCUGAGACCGGAUUGAUGCUUACGUUGUUUGAAGUUGUUGUUGAUCUGAACAGGGUUCCUAGAUCAGUAUUUUUUACAUAUUUAUAGAUGCUUACUGGCCUUGCCUGGUCUGUGAAUGCCUUGCCAAAAUGUGAUAUUCAAAAUAGGGGGGCGGAGGAGGAUGAUUAGAUCCAGUUGGCUUUUGCACAGGUCUCUAGUUAAACUCAGGGUGAUUGGGGUCUUCAGUCACACACAUUUGAGAGGCAAAGCAAACCAAUGGGGGUUUUCACUAGUUGCCAGAACAAUGCAAUGAGUUCUUAUCCCUAUGAGAAUUUCCGCUCUUUGGUCACAACCAACUCAAUCGACUUUUAAAUCUAAGAUUGGACUAGAUGUUUUUUUUUUUUUUUUUUUAAACUCUAUUUCCCUUCAUCUCUGACUAAAAUACUGUAUCCUGGAUAAGCAAACCAAAGAUUUGCAUAAGUAUUCUUUAUUGAAGAGGAAAUAUUGUUAUUAUUGAGCAUUGUACACUGUGACUGAUUUGGAUUAUGGACAUACUUUAUAACCUUUCUUUUGUGUGUUUGUAUAUGUUUUUAUACUAAAGAGUCACGAUAAUAAACAUCUUUUAUCUGAUUUCUCAGUA